Molecule: messenger RNA, 2157 nt
Organism: Pseudonaja textilis
Lineage: Eukaryota; Metazoa; Chordata; Lepidosauria; Squamata; Elapidae
Gene: KCNK6
Product: potassium two pore domain channel subfamily K member 6
Biological process (GO): stabilization of membrane potential; potassium ion transmembrane transport
Cellular component (GO): plasma membrane
Molecular function (GO): potassium ion leak channel activity; outward rectifier potassium channel activity
Source: RefSeq, a predicted model, not a curated record
GGCUUGGCUUCUGCAAGCGUCUCCUUCUUCCGCUCCUAUUUGCCGCGAGUGGCUCUGCGCUCCUCCGGGAGAGCCAUGAGGCGCGGCGCCGUGCUGGCAGCCUUCGCGCUGGCCUACGCGGGCUACCUGCUGCUCGGAGCGCUGAUCAUUUCAGCCGUCGAGCGACCCUACGAGAGCCGGCUGCGAGCCGAGCUGCAGGAGCUUAAGAGCGACUUCCUGCGCAGCAGCCCCUGCCUGUCCGAGGCCAGGCUGGAGCGCUUCCUGGGCGCCGUCUUGAGCGCCGACCGCCACUCCGCAGCCCUCCUGCACAACGGCUCGGCUGCCACGUCCAACUGGGAUUUCGCCUCGGCCUUCUUCUUCGCCAGCACUUUGAUCACCACCGUGGGCUACGGUUACACGACGCCCCUCUCGGACGCCGGCAAAGCCUUCUGCAUCAUCUACGCUGUGGUGGGCGUCCCCUUCACCAUGCUGGUGCUGACAGCUACCGUGCAGCGCCUUGUGGGCACCUUCACCUCUGGGCCCCUGGAAUACCUGGCCCUCCGCUGGGGCUCUGACCGCCGCAUCCUGUCGUGGGGGCACCUGUUUGUGCUGAUGGGCCUGGUGUUGGCAGCCUUCUUCUUAGUGCCCGCUGCCAUCUUCAGUUCUCUGGAAGAGUCCUGGAGCUUCUUGGAUGCUUUCUACUUCUGCUUCAUCUCCCUCUGCACCAUCGGCCUGGGGGACUACGUCCCUGGGGAGCAGCCUGGGCAACACCUUCGCCCCCUCUACAAGGUCUCUAUCACAGUUUACCUGCUUCUGGGGCUGAUGGCCAUGCUGCUGAUUCUCCAGACCUUCCACAAGCUGGCAGACCUGCAUGGCCUCUCCGAGCUGGUCUUCCUGCCCCCGGAGCAGCCUCCCGAAGAGCAUCAGAGUAUCCUGGGGGAGCCCAGCUGCCCCUCUGAGCCAGGGCAGAGGGAGCAAUUGCCUGCACACCCCAGGCCAGGAGGCCCAUCCCAUUAUUCCUCCAUUAACAGAUCGUAGCAAGGAGCAGCAGGGUGAGAGUCGGGGCUAACCCACAAGGAAGACUGGCUGCUCUCCUCUGUCCCUUCCUGACCAAGGAAACGAGGCUGCUGGACGGUCCACUCCUGUGGAGGGCAGGGGAGGGAAUAGAGCUCCUCUCUGGCCAGGAGAGGAGAGCUUGGGGAGGCUUCUGGCUCUGCCUUUGGAUCGGCUGGGAGGGGGGAUAUUUAAGAAGCUCAGCUAAAAGGCUGGAGCUCCUAGGCCCUUCAUCCCUCCACAGUGACUCCUCCUCCUAUCACUGUAGUCAGUGCAAUGUGGCCCAGUAUCCUUUGCUUCCAGCUGUGGCUUGAGCUGCCGAGGCGGAAGUGGGGGCGGGGGGGGGGAGCUGUGCGCUCGAGACACCAAAGCCUCAAAUGGAAAGUGGAAGGGAAGGGCCCCAACCAGGGUCCAUUUCUCAAAACAUUUUGCUACUGACACUUCACGCCAGAGAAGACAAACUGGCGGGGUUCGCUCUGUGUGCGCUUGACUGCAGAAACCCUUUCCCCUUCUGGCUGGUGAGACCCCAGAGCCACCCUGGAGGCUGCUUGGCCUGUGUUGCUAUUUCCACCCCCACCCACCCGCCAGUUAGUCCAGCCAACUCUUCCUGUGUCCCCCCCCCAAACACCUGUGCCCCAAAGGGAGGGGGGACUGAAGGUACUCCUUGCUGGUCUCUUCUCCUUAGAGAAGCCAAAUCUGUCAAUUCCUUUUAUAGAAAAUAUUUAUUGGUCCAGUAACAGCAGUGAAAAAGUGACUGUGGCCCCAGCUGGCAUGCUGCCAAAAAGGCUGACAGCCCCUACCUGGGUUGUGGGCAUCUUUGGAUGCGCGAGAGGGCUUAAGCGUCUGUUCGAGCAACAAGGGAGGUGGCGCUGGGGGAGCAGAGGUGGUGAGCUGUGGGGCCCCUCUCCUCAUGACAGGCAAAAGGACCUGGGAAAGGUUUGGGGCUGUGGGCUUCUGUGCUGCCCUUGGUCCCGAGGGUAGGGCUGGAAUCCUGUUAGCAGGCGUUCCCUGGGACUUGGCCCUAGUCCCAUCCCCUCUGCAAAAGCCCUGUGGGCCCAGGGAAGGACUGGCCCCAGUGCUCCUGCCGGUGCCCUGCAGGGUAGCUCCGCUGGGAGUCUUCAGCAG